AUGCUUCUCCGACGAGCUGCAAAGGCACGCAUUAGCAGGAUGGUUGCACCGAAAGUCAGGAGGAAGGACUUGUCUUGCCCUGAGUAUGUCAAGCAGGAAUGGGAAAAUGGCGACCGGAAUGCUAUGGCAGACUUACUUCAAAAGGACGAGUUUUGCAACCAACUUUUGGUGUUGGUGAAAAGAAAAAAGAAAGUAGAACUGACUAUCGACGAGGGCUGGCACAGCGAAGCUGAUAUGCGGGAGCUUGGUUGGUCUACGUCUUUGUCUCAGAAUUUCAAAGCCUGGGAGAGACCCACAUUGGCUCACUUCCAAGUGUCUGCCUGGUGCAGGCGGAAUGCGUAUGAUGGAGAAAUGGAGUUUUGGAUCAUCACCCGGGAGGCCGAGAAAGAUCCAACUUCGACCCUUGGAACUGACUUUGCUGAAUUGGAUGCCGCAGGGAAGAGAGACGAAAACAUGAAGACAAACAAAAUGGACAGACCUGAGAUGACCAAGUAUUUUCAGACAAAAGAGAGCCUGAAAAAGUUUCUCCAGUCCAUGGUGAGCAAGUCCGGGAAGCUACGGGCUUUGGUUCGUGAUCUCAAGAAAUCUUAUGAGGAGAGUGCCAUUCAGAAGUGCGUUGACACCUUGAACAAGGACAUCGCUGAAGUUGACAAACACUAUGAUUUGUGCAAUGAUGCGUGGGCCAAAGGGGAAGUAGAUGACUUCACUGGUGAAAAGUGGUAUACCAAAGCCGAAGAAGCAAUGAAGAAUGCGACCUUCGUGAAUGCCAAGAAGUACUAUGAGAAGAAGCAGGAUGGUGACGCUGAUGACACCAGCCCCUCUGGCAGGGCGCCAAAGACUGAGAAAGGUGAGAAGGUCAAAAAAGCCUCUUGCGCUGCAGCUGUCCGGGCAGCUCAAGACAUUGUGGCGGAUAUAGGUGUGGAAGCAGCUUCACGGUCCGGAGGUCUUUUGGAGCUUUCUAGAAAAAGGCCCAAGAAUGGAGAAAGGGAUUGCCAGCACUUGAUGGCCAAGAAACUUCGCCUGUCACUUCCCAUAGCCCAGCACUACUUGGAUACAAAAGAUGACUCGUUGAAACUGCCUUUUCUUCGCUUCAGAGAUUGGUUGAGUUUCCUCUUGAAGCACAACUGCCUACACAUUUUGUGUGGGCUGGUGAAGCCCAAUCCAGACCGGCAAGGUGACAUCUUUGAAGCAUUUUGGAGGCGGUUUGCCAUCCACCAUCCUGACCACCCAGUGAUUCAGCGUGCUGAACGUGGAGAGAUCAGUCUUCGAAGGACAGUGCCACUCCUCCUUCAUGGAGAUGAAGGAAGGUCAAAAAAACGUUCUCCAUUUCUUGUUUGCAAUCUCCAUUCGCCCCUAGGUCGUGGAGUUGAAGCUGGCUUGCAGGAGGGACGUAGGAGAGAAUACUUGAAGAUGCUUCCCAACUUUACGGGCCACAGUUACACAAACAGGUUUUUGGUUUCGUGCCUGCCGAAGCAAGAUUAUUGUGGGAAGAACAGUUUCGUCUUCGACAUCCUCAUGCAAACAAUCGCUGAAGAAUUACAUCACUGCGCAAGUGAGGGUGUGCAACAUGAGGGCCAGCGCUACUUGGCAGUGUGCAUUGGCAUUGUCGGCGAUUGGCCGUGGCUUUGCAAAGCCGGAGGGCUACAGCGCAGUUUCAUGAAUGUCAACAAGCACAAAGAGGAUGCUGGUGGACGCAGGCGGUCAGAGUGCCGUGGUGUCUGCCAUUUGUGCAGAGCGGGGCAACCUGAUUGGCCUUAUGAACAAAUAGGGUCAAGAACGCCACUCUGGGAGGCAACAAUGCUGACACAGUCUCCGUUUCAGGGGCCAUGUUGCCUUGAAAUCAUUCCGCACUGCCCUGGAAAAUUUCCAGAUAUGUUCAAGUUUGACGUUUUCCACACGUGGCAUUUGGGAGUGGGCAAAAACUUUUUGGGAGGAAUGUUGGCUCUGCUGAGUGAACUCGAAGAUGGUUCCAAUGUUGAUGUUCGCUUUGAACAGCUGAGUGCGCGAUACAAGGCAUGGUGUCGUCAAAAUGGGAAGACAGCCUACUGCCAACGCAUCACCAAGGAGCACUUGAACUGGAUAAGCAAGAGUCAUUACCCCACUGGAAGCUGGCACAAAGGAGACCUCACCACUACUUUGAUGCUCUGGGUUGAAUCCCGGUUCCAUGCAGAGCAGUGGCAAGAUGAGAUGCUGGCGUUGGCCGGGCAGGCUGCUGUGGCAAUCAACAAGGCCGUACGGUUGAUGUACACUUCUGGCGCUUGGAUGGAGCAAGCUACGGCCCGGGAAUGUGCAGACUUGGGUUUGCGCUUUUUGAGAAGAUACAACAGCCUGGCUUUGCUGGCACAUGCUCAGAACAAAAGAUUGUGGCUGGUGAUGCCGAAGGCACACGCAUUACACCAUCUUUUUUUGCACCUUUUGCAGCAAUCCAAUGUUGGCCGCUGCUUUAAUUUGAUUUGCACUUCGGUACAGCAAGAUGAAGAUCUCAUAGGGCGCAAUUCAAGACUUAGUCGACACGUUAGCACAUUGACUUGUGCACAGCGUGUUAUGGAGAGGCAUUUGCAAGCCUGUUAUGCUCAGUAUGUUGAAGCUGGGUACUUGGUGUCAGUUGGGUCCAGUUGA
Messenger RNA from Cladocopium goreaui, 2619 nucleotides. The record is from the annotation of a GenBank genome assembly. Lineage: Eukaryota; Dinophyceae; Suessiales; Symbiodiniaceae.